UCUGUUCUGAUUGUAAGAAAACAUUUGGUUGCAUUCAGAAGCUGAGGAAACACAUGAUGACCCACACAUCAGAGAAACCUUUCAGCUGCUCACAGUGUGGUAAAUGUUUCACCCAAAAGAGAAAUCUAAAAAUACACGAGAGAUUGCACACAGGGGAGAAACCUUUCAGCUGCUCAGAUUGUGGUAAAGGUUUUACUACAAAUGGAGAUCUAAAGAAACACAUGCGACGUCACACAGGAGAGAAACCUUUCAGCUGCUCAGAUUGUGGUAAAUGUUUCACUCAAAGUGAUCAUCUAAAGGGUCACAUGAGAUGUCACACAGGAGAGAAACCUUUCAGUUGCUCAGAGUGCGGUAAAUGUUUCCCCUUAAGUGGACAUCUUAAGAGACACAUGAUAAUUCACACAGGGGAGAAACCUUUCAGCUGCUCAGAUUGUGGUAAAGGUUUCACUACAAAUGGAGAUCUAAAGAGACACAUGAGAUGUCACACAGGAGAGAAACCUUUCAGCUGCUCAGAUUGUGGUAAAGGUUUCACUACAAAUGGAAUUCUAAAGACACACAUGAGAUGUCACACAGGGGAGAAACCUUUCAGCUGCUCAGAGUGUGGUAAAUGUUUCCCCGUAAGUGGACGUCUUAAGACACACAUGAUAAUUCACACAGGGGAGAAACCUUUCAGCUGCUCACAGUGUGGUAAAUGUUUCACCCAGAGGGGAAGUCUAAAUGUACACAUGAGAUAUCACACAGGGGAGAAACCUUUCAGCUGCUCAGAUUGUGGGAAAGGUUUCACUAAAAGUAAUAAUCUAAAGAGACACAUGAGAUUGCACACAGGGGAGAAACGUUUCAGCUGCUCAGAUUGUGGUAAAUGUUUCACUAAAAGUGAUAAUCUAAAGAGACACAUGAGAUUGCACACAGGGGAGAAACGUUUCAGCUGCUCAGAUUGUGGUAAAUGUUUCACUAAAAGUGAUCAUCUAAAGAGACACAUGAGAUGUCACACAGGAGAGAAACCUUUCAGUUGCUCAGAGUGUGGUUAAUGUUUCACUAGAUGUAGAGAUGUGAAGAGACACAUGAGAUGUCAUACGCUGUGUAAAUCUAAAAGUCCACAUGAAAACUCAGAUGAGAAUCCCCUUUAACGUCUUUCCCUAAUUUACAUUACCGUUUCCCACAUGAGUUUUGAAUAUCCGUCGCAAAGCUAUAAUGACACAUAUUUGAAGCUAUUCUUCAUGUUCACAAUUACAACCAACUAUCUAAGAAUUCCUCACAGGGAUUUAUUGGGACGACACUCUUUUAUUGGAACGACACUCUUGUUUGGUUUUUCCUAUGCUCCCGAGGGUUUUGGGUCACAGGAUGUCACGUGUGAUAUACAAAAUGAAAUUAAUUGAAAUAUCUUCUAAAAGAUGGUCAGAAGUUCAUAUUCCAAGAACAAAAUGUUCUUGUCAGUCACACACAAACUAUAAACUAUGCUAAGCUAUUAAUUCAUUGGAAAGGUGUAAUCUAAGGCAGUGAUUCUAAACCAUCGGUCCGCGAGCACCACCUAGAGGCUUUUUACCCGUGGGCCGCAGUUGUAAUAUUUCUACUCUGGGCAAAGAAUUAUUAUAACUGUCUUUACGGAGACAAGUAACAGAGAUAAGCCACGCCCCUUCCAGGCGCACAUAAAGUGGGACAUGAAUGAAACAAAAUAACUAGUUGGGUGAGUAAACAGUGGCGAAAAUCCCCUUGGCAUUUUAGGUGUGAACGUAGCAUAACGCUCUCCACCAAAGCAUUGAAGCCAUCAAAAUAUAAGCGGAUGGCGUCAUCUCACUGACUUGCAACUCUAAAUCUUACUUAAUAGCAAGCUGUCUUUUUCUGUUCCAUGAAGUGUUAGUGUUGUUUUUGCAGGUUUACAUACAGAGAAUAAAUAAAUGUUCUUGUGAUGAUCACUGUAUCAGGUUUUUGCUUUUUUAUUUUAUUUAGUCAUUGAAUACAAAUCCAACCUAUAAUUAUAUCAAUUAGUUAAUAUAAAAUAGUGGUAGUAUUUGAACGGGCGCCUGGGCAUAUUUGUACAUUUGGGCCCUGUUGUCAAAAAGGUUAAGAACCCCUAUUCUAAGGCAUGUUUCCCACUGUUAACAUUGUAACGUUACCCAACCUUAUAUUGUCCUGUCCAAUGACUGAUUUUUAUGUUCCAUUUGUGUUACUGCAAGCUGUCAUAUUAUCAAUGUAUUAAUGCAUAAAUUUCCGUGAACCAAAUUCUCUUUUGCAUUUUUAAUGUGCAGAAAAAUACCAGAAGGCCUCUUACUCUUUUUCAUGCAUUGAGUUCUUCCUCUUGUUUAUAUUGUUUUGACGUUUUUUUAGGAAACUUUUUUUAGGCUUUAGUUUUCCUAGUCAAUCCUCAUAUUGAGCUGCGUACAUAUUUAUAUAUCGAACUAAUACAUCUUUGUGUGUUGAGAAACAAAAAGUAGAAAACAUUGCUGAGCAAGCACAGGUGCAAAAAAG
Messenger RNA from Pungitius pungitius (ninespine stickleback), 2466 nucleotides. Its product is annotated as gastrula zinc finger protein XlCGF17.1-like. The transcript has a single exon. Gene Ontology annotation, cellular component: nucleoplasm. Gene Ontology annotation, biological process: regulation of transcription by RNA polymerase II. Gene Ontology annotation, molecular function: RNA polymerase II cis-regulatory region sequence-specific DNA binding; DNA-binding transcription repressor activity, RNA polymerase II-specific. Lineage: Eukaryota; Metazoa; Chordata; Actinopteri; Perciformes; Gasterosteidae. The record is from RefSeq and is a predicted model, not a curated record. The coding region runs from base 54 to 1028 and encodes 324 amino acids.